This is a messenger RNA of Macrosteles quadrilineatus (aster leafhopper), 10159 nucleotides long. It is a transcript of the gene hyd, whose product is annotated as E3 ubiquitin-protein ligase UBR5. Gene Ontology annotation, biological process: protein polyubiquitination; regulation of double-strand break repair; DNA damage response. The record is from RefSeq and is a predicted model, not a curated record. The transcript has 51 exons. Bases 120 to 8819 code for a protein of 2899 amino acids. Gene Ontology annotation, cellular component: nucleus. NCBI's taxonomy places the organism in Eukaryota, Metazoa, Arthropoda, Insecta, Hemiptera, Cicadellidae. Gene Ontology annotation, molecular function: zinc ion binding; ubiquitin-protein transferase activity; ubiquitin binding.
GAGAGAAUUGUUAAUCAAAAUGGCGUUGUGUGAUGUAGAUGAAUAAGCUGCUUAACUCAUGAUAUUGUAUUUGUUUUAAUAAUUCGCGAGUUCCCCUGUGUUAGAGUAAGGAAUUUGCAAUGUCUUCAUUGCAGUUUGUUGUGCAUCCCAUCCCUGGCACUGAGGACCAGUUAAAUGACAGAUUAAAAGAAGUGGCAGACCGCUUGAAUCGCUUUGGACCGACAGCGCCCCCUGCUGCGCUCGCAGGGAUCAGGAGUGCGGUGAAGCGGAUCGCGGUUGGACCAAAUCACUUUGCAUUGUUGUUGGAGGACGGACGAGUUUGCCGUGUUACGUUCUCCAUCAUCUCAGACAGACUUGACCUGACAAAAAAUGACCCGACAAAGAACUCUAAAGGCAUGUUCGGAGGAGGAAGUGGUGGUGGAGGUGGCUCCUCCCGUCAGCUCACUCGCACCCGAGCCAGGAUUAUGCGCACAUCAGCGGCUCCGUUCCGUGGUGCAGGUGGUCGUAGCUCUGGUGCAGGUGUGAUCAUGGGCGGCAGUGGGGGCAGUUCUAGCUCAUCACGCCCUGUGGUACCCGCUCCCUAUGUCCCUGAGGAACUGGUGUCGCAAGCACAAGUUGUGCUGCAAGGGAAGAGCCGAAACCUUAUUAUCAGAGAGUUGCAGCGUACAAACCUAGAUGUUAACCUGGCCGUGAACAAUUUGCUGUCCCGGGAUGACGAGGAAGGAGACGAGGGAGAUGACGGUGCAGACUCUUAUGUUCCGGAGGAUCUUAUCUCACUGUUGGACGGAGGCUUCCACGCUGACCACUCCGUCAUCAUUGACGCAGACGCUAUGUUCUCCGAGGACAUGUUCGGAUACUCUGCGAUGAGGAUCCGAGGAAUACCUGGCACGAGUGGCACAAGACGUCUACCCUCCAACCCAGAGCGAGAGCGUAGUGAGAAUCCAGAGAGGGAGAGGUCUGACAGAGGAGAGCGCAGCGCUGAUAGAGACAGCUUCUCUCGCUGGAGAGACAGACAGUACUUCGGACCACGGCGCUGGCUGGAGACAGCACUUCGGGACUCAGCCUGGGAGCCUGACAACAAGAAGAAAGAAUUUGCAACGGCCAGUCCCCUGUGGAUGUCGGACGAUGUGGAGUUCUGGCCGGAGCCUGCGCCCAAGUUUACCAACAUCGCGGCUCUGCACAGUGAACUGAUUGCUCUGUCCAGCAACGGACAGUUGUAUCAGUGGAAGUGGAAUGAGACUGAACCUUACAAGCAUUCCUGUGAGGGGUCACCACAUCACCCCAAGACUGUUCCUCUGGGGCUGACCAAUGAGAAGGUGGUGUUGUUGUCCGCAACAGCCAUCCGAUGUUCAGUAGCUACGGAGAGUGGCAAGGUUGCCACUUGGUUGGACGAGUUACUCGCUCACGCCGCAGGCAAGCUGGAACAUCCGGCUACUGCUUUCACAGAGUUCACGCUAGAUCGGAUCACAGCCCUUCACACUUGCACCCUCUACACUGUGGCCAAACUGGAAAGUGGAGCACUCUACUGGUGGGGCGUCUUACCAUUCAGUCAAAGGAAGAAGUUGUGGGAGAAGUACAGGGCCAAGUCUCGCAAACAGAGACCAUCAACUGGAUCCCCGGAAAUAACUACUGGCAGUCAAGUUUGCAUGAAGAAUUCACCCAUAUACCAACCAGGAGCAGUUGGCUUCUGUAUCUCCGGAGGUGUGCCGAAAGUGGGCCAGCUACAGAAUGCAGCGUGGAACCUCAGUGACACGAGUCGCUUCAAGCUGAUGGCUCCCGUGAGUCAGACCCAGAGCCGAGGGUUGGAGGGGCUGUUGCCAGGCAGUAGUGGCAAGUCUAGGGAUCACAAGGAGACAGCUGACCGCAUAGACAUGCCUCCACCUCCUAGCCCUGCCAGCUCUACCUGCAGCGAUACUGGCUCUACCUCACACAAGCGUCCCAAAAGACCAGCUGUCAAAGAGGAUGCUGAAAAGAAGGACGAGGAAAAUUGGUUUUUGAAAGAUGUCAUCUUUGUGGAAGAUGUGAAAAGCCUUCCAGUAGGUCGGGUGCUGAAGGUGGAUGGGGCAUACGCUGCAGUUAAAUUCCCCAACCCUUCACCCAAAGAAGGAGGCAAGGACUCUAAGGAGACAACAACUGAUGAUACUCUCACUUUACUGCAAGACUGUCGUCUGCUAAGGAAAGAUGAGUUGCAGGUUGUGAAAACAAAUACAACCUCCAGAGCUCCAGACUGCUUUCAAAGGACUCCAAGGAGGAUAAAUAUGACAGAAAACGGAGGUCAUAUUUUGACUAUUGCUGUGGACGGUCAAGGGAUCCAUGCGGUGGUGAAGACAGCAUCCAAAUUGAGCUACGUGUUGUACAACGUGACCAAUGGUAGAGUGGAACAAGAUUCUCCGUUCCCGUCCGAGACCAGUUCAUUCCUAGGCCUGGAACCUCAGAACAUCUGCCUGACCAGCACUGGUGAUAGCAACGACAGUGUACUGCUGUUGAGGGAUGGGAACUCAACAUUGUGUCCACUAGCCAAGGACAGUGUGGACAGUAUAAGAGACGCUCAGUGGCUAGACCUGCCUCCUGUCAGAUGCAUUGGCACAGGCGUUCACACCUUGACAAGUGUCACCGCUCCAGCUCUGAAGAACCAAGUGGCACUGAUUGUGCUGGCGCUGAACACCCAGCUGCUCAUGUCCAGGGUGUUGAGGUGUGAUUUGGAGGGAGUUCGUCAGGUGCUGCAAUCUCUGGAACAGGAACCAAAAAGUAGUGAAAACCUACAAGCAAUUCUAGCAGAACGCUGUGAUGGAAAUCGAAAUGUCCUCCAUGCUUGUGUUUCCAUGUGUACUCCUACUUCCAAUAAGGAGGCUGAAAAUACGGACAAUGCAGCCAACAGCAACACCUCAGGGCUAGAGUCUAUCAAUGUGAUUACCAAUGCCUUGGCACCACGCAGUGUCAGUCUGCGGGAGAUGAUGAGGAGAGCGACCGCUGCGGUCCGCACAUCAGGAGAAGGGGAAGCUGCCAAUAACAUGCAGCCGUACGUGGCUCCGGCCCCUGAGGCAGAGAUGGGUUGGCCUCCGACAGAGCCAGUGUUUGACCUGGCGUCGGGUGAUGAGGACAGUUUGACAUUUGGUAAAAACGCUCCUCCUACUAGCCAGCCUGCGUGCGUGGCCGACCCUGCUGAGAGGCGCAACAACGCCCUGACUGCCCUCAAACUGCUGUGUGACUCACCGGCACUCGCCCCUCAUCUCAAGGAACUCCUUAGUGCAAGGGACGCCCAAGGUCAGACGCCAUUCAUGCUGGCUGUCUGUUGCCGAGCCUACAACGCUGCGUUGUAUAUCCUGGACGCCAUACAGCGACUAGUAGCUCGCGUGCCUACUUCCUACGAGGACCUGACACCUCCACCUCCACCUCCACCUAUGCCUCCGUCAACCACCUCUACCGAGGAGAAGCUCCAGAAUGUCGUCUCCACAUUUUUCAUUGCCAAAGAAGCUGCGACAGAGACGAGGAAACAAAACUACCCAUCAUGGCUCUACCCCACUGGCACUGACCCUGAAGGAAAGAAGGCGUCGCUGAGUGAAGUAGAGACUCGCAUUGACCAAGAUGCGUUGAAAGCUAUGAUAUUCCCUACAGGCUCCAACCCAGACCACUCUCCUCUGCAUGUUGUGUGCUGCAAUGACACUUGCAGCUUCACCUGGACUGGAGCAGAACACAUCAACCAGGACAUAUUUGAAUGCCGCACUUGUGGACUGACUGGGUCGCUGUGUUGCUGCACUGAGUGUGCGCGAGUGUGUCACAAAGGUCAUGACUGCAAGUUGAAGCGUACGUCCCCCACGGCGUACUGCGACUGCUGGGAGAAGUGCAAGUGUAAAGCUCUCAUACAAGGCAACCAGGUGGCUCGAUACGACUUGCUGUGUCGUCUCAUCGCAGACACUAACUUAGUCACACAACACAACAGCAGGGGAGAGAGCAUCCUGUUGUUCCUGGUCCAGACAGUUGGUCGUCAGAGUGUAGAGCAGCGACAGUACAGAGCCUCGCGUCCAAGAUCUGCCUCCGCCUCCUCUAGGAAGACACCAUCCUCUGACGUCGAGCCUGAUAUGCCCGAUCAUGAUUUGGAACCACCACGUUUUAGUCGCAGAGCAUUUGAGCGACUUCUCAAUGAUUGGCCUGCAGUAAAAGGCAUGAUUAUGUCAGGUGUGAAAGUAAGUGAGUCGCCCAAUGAACCAAUGUAUGAAGAUCAAGCCUACCUUCAGAGUCAGAGUGGUACAACUCUGUUGGACAAGUUUACUCAUUGUCUUCUGGUCAAGUGUAAUCCGGAGAUGCUCGACACGUUGCUCACAACACUCAUGCGUGAGCUCCAGAAUGAUAAUAUUCCCGGACGUAUACAAGAGGCGACAGAAGUAGCCCGCAGAUUUGUACGCUCUGUUGCUCGCAUAUUUGUCAUAUUCAGUGUGGAGAUGGCACCCACAACAAGCAAACGAAGGGGGACUAGUGGUGUCUCAGCGCCUCUAGUAAAGUGCAAACGAGUGUUUCAAGCUCUGAUCAAGCUGGCAGUAGAGGAGUUGUGUGAGAUUGCCGACAGCCUCAUUGCACCAGUGAGGCUAGGUGUAGCACGACCUACAGCACCAUUCACUCUAUCCAGCUCCACUAUUGAGGUGAUCAAUGGAUCUGAAGAGCUAUUCUCAGUGGAGCCCCUGGCACCCCAUGGCUCAGUGUCAGGACGUAGGUCCAUGGCUGGUGGUAGAGGGGGAGAGAUCUCCCGACCUUUGGGUGCCCGCAGUCGGCCUCAACCUCGGAUGGACAUGGAAAUGGAACAUGAUGAAAUGGUCGAGAGUCUAGUAGCUCUAGCCCAGGACGCAGAGGCUAGUGAUGGUGAAGAACCAGUAGGCGGGGGUGGUAGAGAGGUAGGCAGUGGAGGUGUGGCUGAGGCAGCUGGAGAGUCUGAUAAUGAGGAUCUAAUGGUGGAGUCAGAGUCAGACUCCGACCAGAGUAACCAGGACACGGCCAGUGCACAGCGCAGUGUACAGACAGGCGCUACUGCAGGCUCUGACACAGGCAUGGCAUCGCUACUGCUGUUCCCAGAAGACGACUCGGGAGACUCAAGCCAACAAGAGGAGGACGUCUCAGAGGCAGGGGAGAGUGACGACAUGGACACUGAGGAGAUACUGCUGACUGACGAACAGCUUGAGAGACGAACGACCAGUUCAGGUCAGGGACAACGUAGCAACCUGGCGCCUCAAUCUAUGCAGUGGGCAAUCAGAAAUAGAGACACUUCAUCUAGAUCUGCUGGUGGAUUCCGAGUGGCAUCCAACUCACUGGUGUUCAUUGAUCCGUCGACACUGCGCCGCUCUACCAGUGCAGUGGGCAGCAGCCAUGAGCCGGUAACUAUGGCUACCACGGCGGCAUGUCUAGCGCGGGCUGCAGCCAUCGUGUUGCGCCAGAUAGCUGACCUGCUGGCUAUGAUGAGUGACUACAGCAACCUGGCACCCACACUGCCUGAGACAUUGGAGGUCACUUACCAGGACCAGUACAACCUGCAGACAUACCUGGAAGCCAGGUUGAAGCCGACCUGGGACUGGCUGUUAACUGUGAUGGACUCCACUGAGGCUCAGUUGAGGUUCGGAGCCUCUCUGACUCAAUCCUCCGACCCUACUCAUCCCGGCCACCCCCUCCAUCACAACCCAGCAGGUACCAGCAGUGGAAGUGGGAACACACUGUCUCUCUCAGUGCUGGCUAGUGGGCCGUCAAGCUCUACUCCUGCUGCUAGUGGUGCCACAACAACAACAACAACCAGACCUGCCACCAACACACCAGCCGGCAUCAACCGGUCAGUGACCAGUAGUGGCACUACGCCGUCCAACACCAGCACCACACGUAUAGUUGGCUUUACUGCCAACACCACAGACACUCCACGCAACACCAGGGAUAGAGAGUCUUCAGAUCCCAAUUCUGCACGACGAGAGUUUCUGUCCUAUGCGUUGUCUCUGAUGCGUUCACACAACGCAGAGCACGCAGACAGUCUACCGGUGUUGGAUGUGAGUGCUCUGCGUCACGUUGCGUAUGUGUUUGACGCUCUCAUCUACUACAUGAGAUCCACCUCGGACCAGACCACUGUCGCAGAGGAGCUGCGUGACACCGCAGCCAACAACAGCGACUGGAUACAACAGGACGAAAACGACAAUGACGAGACGGAUGAAGACCUUGGAAGGAUGGAAACUGAGACCGAAUCUGUUGACGAUGCUGAGGUGGUUGUGCUGGCGGGUGGACCUCCUAUCCCCACAGGUGGUGGCAAGGGCCGUAAGCACGCCUUCUUCCAGAGGUCAGAGUCCACGUUGUGUCUAGGCUGCCCUCCGCCAGACCCGUUUGACACCCCCAUGGCUCAGGCGCUGCCACUAGCUGAUCAGCCUCACCUUCUUCAACCCAACGCUCGUAGAGAGGAUCUCUUUGGCAUACCCAAGCAGCCAAUCACCAUCUCCCCUAAAGGCAACGGAACACCGGGUGAGACCAGUCAGCUGGAGGUUCUGCCUACAAGGUUGAGUCUGUCCUCCCGUGGGGCUCAACCCAAGUCCCCAGACAUCCCCCCUCCGCCGUUCAAACCCAGAGAGGAGGGCACAGUAGAGGACACACCUCAAGAUCUGACUAUAAACAAGGAAACCGUUGUGGAAACUGAAGAGGACUCCAAGAUGAGCAUUGGGGAAAACUCUCAAGAGUGUGUGAGAGCUCCCAUCAUCAUCUCACCACCCAGUGUGGCUGGCAGCUCGGUGGAUGUUGCAGAAGAAGGAUCAGUGCCCAGAUUACAAGUGAAAAGUGUCAUUGUGAGGGCUGGCCCUAGCCCUGCAUCACUGAAUGGUGAUGUGAUGUCUUCACCAAUCAAGCCUGUGCUGGAUACCAUCUCCGCACCCAACGACGACAUCUCCGCCAACGUCACUGUAGAGACAACCCAACCCCCACCUCCUAGGCCGGUGCCAGUGAUUGGUCAGUCUGUGUCCCAUGAUCUGCUUCUGGGACGUUGGCGUCUCACUCUGGAUCUGUUUGGUCGAGUGUUCAUGGAAGAUGUCGGACUGGAACCUGGUUCCGUAGUCAGCGAACUUGGUGGGUUCCCAGUCAAAGAAGCAAAGUUCCGUCGCGACAUGGAGAAACUGAGAAAUCUGCAGAAUCGGGAUCUGACACUUGCCAAGAUGGAGAGAGACAGAACACAGCUGAUCGUGCAGACAAUGAAGGAGUUGAACACGCAGUACAAUGCAUACAACAAACGUGCGUCACCCUCUCAGCCGCCACUGGCUGUCAACAGAGUCAAGGUGACCUUCAAGGACGAACCUGGCGAAGGCUCUGGAGUGGCCAGGAGUUUCUACACGGCCAUAGCCGAGGCGUUGUUGGCCAACCAAAAACUUCCCAAUCUGGAGUCAGCACAAGUCGGUUCUCGCUAUGGACAGUACAAUGUUCUACAGAGGCUUCGGUCCAGAGAGAGAGAUAGCUUACGAAGACAGAUGCCACGGUCGUCAUCACAGAGGUGUCGAGAGCCGAGACGCAGCCUGUCUCAUGAGGCGAGAGCCUUCAACUCCACGGUGGCACCAGCUGAUGGGGCGCCGGGCACCAGCAACAACCAGCCAAACAACGACCAUCUGUCUGUACAUCAGCAACAGCUAGGAGACAGGCUCUACCCCAAGGUACAAGCACUGAGGCCGACGUUCGCAGGCAAGAUCACUGGCAUGCUGUUGGAGUUGUCGCCUGCUCAGCUACUUAUGCUAUUGGCCAGUGAGGACGCCCUCAGGCAGCGAGUGGAUGAGGCAAUGGAGCUCAUAGUCGCCCACGGACAAGACCUCGCCUCAGAGGCUCUCCUUGACUUGGACGUAGGACUGUUCAGUUUUACGGGUCUCAAGAACGGCCAAGGUCGCAGUACCGAAGGUGAGACGGAGACUGAGGACACCGGUGAGGACAAUGCGCCGCUCUUCUACUGCCCGGGGAGACGAGGCUUUUACAGUCCACGCCAGGGCAAGGCAACAUUCGAGAGGCUCAAUGUGUUCCGCAACACGGGAAGGUUGCUUGGGCUGUGUCUACUGCAGAACGAACUUUGUCCGAUAUUCCUAAACCGACAUGUACUCAAGUGUGUUCUCGGCCGACCAAUCAGAUUCCAUGAUCUAGCGUUCUUCGACCCGGCCAUGUACGAAUCAUUGAGACAGCUUGUUCUUGAUGCCGAGACCAAGGACAGCAACAGCCUAUUUGCAGCUUUAGACCUCACAUUCAGCAUUGACCUAAAUGUAGAAGAAGGGAGUGGAAGUUUGGAACUGAUCCCAGGAGGGCGAGAUAUUGAGGUUACGGCCAGCAACGUCUAUGACUAUGUGAGGAAAUACGCAGAGUAUCGGAUGUACAAAGCUCAGCAAAAGGCUUUAGAGGCUAUCCGGAUGGGUGUGUUUGACGUACUCCCAGCUGGAUCUCUGGAUGGACUGACCCCAGAGGACUUGCGGUUGUUGUUGAACGGAGUCGGAGAUAUCAAUGUCGCCGUCCUCAUAUCAUACACUAGCUUCAAUGACGAGUCAGGCGAGAGCAGCGAACGAUUGCUCAAGUUCAAGCGAUGGCUGUGGUCCAUUGUCGAGCGGAUGACCAACCUCGAGAGGAUGGACCUGGUGUAUUUCUGGACGGGAUCACCAGCCUUACCAGCGUCUGAGGACGGCUUCCAACCAAUGCCGAGUGUGACGAUACGACCAGCAGACGAUGCACACUUGCCGACAGCCAACACCUGCAUCUCUAGACUCUACGUACCACUGUACUCGUCCCGCGCGGUACUACGCCAGAAACUGCUGCUCGCCAUCAAAACCAAAAACUUUGGUUUCGUCUGAGCACCCUCCUUUCUACCCACUGUGCGUUUGUAAAUUUUGUUGUAACAUUAUUUAACUUUGAUAUUUUUGUAUUCAAAAAUGUAUAGAGCGUUUGUUCACGACAAUAAGUGUUUUAUCUCCAACUAGUGGUCAUCCGUUUCAAGUGAUUUCUUUUAUCGGAUUACAACUUGGUCACUCACAUAUCUGUGUUUGAAACUGUGAUUAUUUUGUUUUUAAUAUGGAAACAACUUAGGUUAAGGAAAAAAACGACAUUGUUACUUCACGUAUGUGUGAAUCUUUUGGAAUUCAACAUGAAAUUUUCGUUUGCUUUAAAAUAGUUUGGUUACAUUAUUAUAACUACUUAAUGAUCCAGUUUUUAUCUUUAUUAUGUUUUGUUUUAUUGUAAAUAUAUAAUUUAAGUUAAAUAUUGCUUUGUUUUGUAUUUAUUUUUGUUGAUCUUAGAAAGUGAAAUUGAAAAAAAAAAAACAUUGAUUUCAACCCUGCAAGACUGUUCACUUUCAAAAUAUUAAAAGAGAUUUGAAAACAGUUCACAUUACAGUUCUGAUUGUAUGAAAAUUUAAGGGGUUUUCCAAAAAAGUUAUAUUGUAUUUAGUUUAGUAUACAUUGCUGCAUAUUGUUUGAUUUUGUCUAUGUUACAAAUGGUAUUUCAUAUCAUAUUUAAACAAAGCAUCUUGAUGAAAGUGGAAAUUACUUUUGAUUUGUAAUAUUUUUAGUUGUUUUUUUCUACCUUAAAUAUUUUAUGAUUCCUAUUUUUAAAAAAAACUUUGUGUGGUGUAGUUCCUAAUGUCAGAUUUUCAUUUUCAUCCCUCACAUGUCGUUUUAUUAACUAACCAGAUUAGUAUUUUUUUUUUCAUGGUAGAAUGAAAAAUUUGUGUUUUUUUGGGGCAUAAUUGUAGAAUCUGGGUUAGUAUUUUUAUCUUCCUUUUGUCGCAAGGGAAACAAUUGACUUUUAUUUCAAAAAUUAAAGUUGUGAAAGAUUGUGUUUAGAUUUUUGCUUUUGUAAAAAUUUUAGUCAUAAAAAAAGAAUAUUGCCAGUGUUUAAUUGAUUGGUACAAGUUGUUCUUAAGGUUUCGGAUUAUUUUAAUUUUUUCAUUAGUAGAUUUUCCAAACAUAAAAUCCUCGCCUGCUAGCUGAUAGUAUUUUUUUUUUAUUUUCAGGCACCUGAAGACAUCUAAACAAGUGCCAACUCUGAGAGUCAUGUAUAAGAUAAAUGAAUGUAUUGUAUAAAUAUAAAAAAGAUUUUUUAUAAAUAUAUACGGCGAAAGCACAAUUUUUCCGUUUGGACUUAUUCUCUGUAUCAACAAUAUGAAUACUUGACAGAAUAAAGCUUAUGUGUUAAA